Messenger RNA from Grammomys surdaster, 3055 nucleotides. It is a transcript of the gene Nlrp6, whose product is annotated as NLR family pyrin domain containing 6. Gene Ontology annotation, molecular function: vasopressin receptor activity; peptide binding. Lineage: Eukaryota; Metazoa; Chordata; Mammalia; Rodentia; Muridae. The coding region runs from base 1 to 2631 and encodes 876 amino acids. The transcript has 7 exons. Gene Ontology annotation, cellular component: cytoplasm; canonical inflammasome complex. The record is from RefSeq and is a predicted model, not a curated record. Gene Ontology annotation, biological process: regulation of inflammatory response; acute inflammatory response; response to bacterium.
AUGGAUGCCGCUGGAGCCUCCUGCUCCAGCAAGGAGGCUGUGGCAAGGGAGCUGCUUCUGGCUGCACUGGAGGAUCUGAGCCAGGAGCAACUGAAGCGCUUUCGCCACAAGCUACGCGAUGCACCCCUGAAUGGCCGCAGCAUCCCAUGGGGGCGACUGGAGCGCUCAGAUGCUGUGGACCUCGUCGACAAGCUGAUGGAGUUCUAUGAGCCAAUACCAGCCAUAGAAAUGACCCGACAGGUCCUGAAGAGGUCGGAUAUUCGAGAUGUGGCAUUGCGACUCAAGGAGCAGCAGCUGCAGAGCAUUGGUUCCAGAGUAGCGUCAAGCCCAUUCCUAUCUUCCGCGAUCUUGUGCCUUGCAGAAUACAAGAAGACAUACCGUGAGCACGUACAACGAAAGCAUGCUAAGGUGAAAGAGAGGAAUGCCCGCUCCGUGAAGAUCAACAAGCGCUUCACCAAGCUGCUCAUCGCGCAAGGGAGAGGCGCUGUAGAGGACGAGCUGCUGGGACCAUCAGGGGAGCCGGAGCCCGAGCGCGCUAGGCGCUCGGACAGGCACACUUUUAAUAGGCUCUUCCGGGGAAAUGACGACGUGGGCCAGCAUCCGAUGACCGUGGUGCUGCAGGGCCCGGCAGGCAUAGGCAAAACCAUGGCCGCCAAGAAAAUCCUCUACGACUGGGCAGCAGGCAAGCUAUACCACAGCCAGGUGGACUUUGCCUUCUUCAUGCCGUGCGGAGAGCUGCUGGAGCAGCAGGAUCCGCGCAGUUUGGCAGACCUGAUCCUGGACCAGUGCCCGGACCAGGCUGCGCCGGUGAAGUGGAUGCUGGAACAACCCAAUCGCCUACUAUUCAUCCUGGACGGUGCAGACGAGCUGCCUACUUUAUCAGGCCCAGAGGCCACUCCCUGCAAAGACCCUUUCGAGGCUACAAGUGGCUUGAGAGUGCUCAGCGGGCUGCUGAGCAAGGAGCUCUUACCAUCUGCUCUCUUGCUUGUCACGACACGCAGUGCUGACCCCGGGAGGCUGCAGGGCAGACUGUGCUCGCCACAGUGCGCAGAAGUUCGCGGCUUCUCAGACAAAGACAAGAAAAAGUAUUUCUUCAAGUUCUUCCUGGACGAGAGGAAAGCGGAGCGCGCUUACCGCUUUGUGAAAGAUAACGAGACGCUAUUUGCUCUGUGCUUUGUGCCCUUCGUGUGCUGGAUCGUGUGCACAGUGCUGCAACAGCAGCUGGAGCUGGGCCAGGAUCUGUCCCGUACCUCCAAGACCACUACUUCUGUGUACCUGCUCUUCGUCAUCAGCAUGCUGAAGUCUGCAGGCACCAAUGGAGCCCGGGUUCAGGGAGAGCUGCACAUGCUCUGCCGCCUGGCCCGGGAGGGCAUCCUGAAUCAUAAAGCACAGUUCUCAGAAAAGGACCUGGAGGAACUGAAGCUUCAGGAUUCCCAAGUUCAGACAAUAUUUCUCAGCAAGAAGGAGCUGCCAGGAGUCCUAGAAACUAUGGUCACCUACCAGUUCAUUGACCAUAGCUUCCAGGAGUUCUUGGCUGCAUUGUCAUACCUACUAGAGGCUGAGCGAGCUCCAGGGACCCCUGCAGGAGGUGUGCAGAAGCUCCUGAACUCUGACGCGGAGCUGCGUGGUCAUCUUGCACUCACUACUCGAUUCCUCUUUGGCCUGCUAAGUAAGGACAGGAUUGGUGACAUUGGAAAGCAUUUUGGCUGUGUGGUGCCAGAGCAUGUGAAAAAGGACACCCUACAGUGGGUACAAAAACAGAGCCACCACAAGGGGGUACCAGUAGGAGCAAAUAAGAAUGAUGAGCUAGAGGACACAGAGGAAGCAGAGGAGGAGGAGGAGGAUGAAGAUCUCAAUUUUGGACUGGAGCUGUUGUACUGCCUGUAUGAGACACAGGAGGAGGAUUUUGUUCGCCAGGCUCUCAGCAAACUUCCAGAGAUAGUACUGGAGCGAAUUAGGUUGACCCGCAUGGACCUUGAGGUUCUGAGCUACUGUGUGAAGUGCUGCCCAGAUGGUCAGGCUCUGAGACUGGUGCGCUGUGGGCUGGUGGAGGCAAAGGAGAAGAAGAAAAAGAAGGGUCUGUUGAAGCGGCUGAAGUCAACAGGUUCUCAAAGCACCAAGAAACAACCCCCUGUCUCCUUGCUGCGUCCACUCUGUGAGACUGUGACUACCCCACAGUGUGGUCUGAGUAUCCUGAUCUUGUCACAUUGCAAACUCCCUGAUGCAGUUUGUCGAGACCUUUCUGAGGCCCUGAAGAUAGCUCCUGCUCUAAGGGAGCUGGGCCUCCUCUGGAUCCGGCUCACUGACACAGGUCUGCGUUUACUGAUCGAAGGCCUGGCUUGGCCCAAGUGCCAGGUGCAGACACUCAGGAUGCAGCUGCCUGGCCUCCAACAGGUGAUCCAUUACCUGGUCAUCGUGCUCCAGCAAAGCCCAGUCCUGACCACUCUGGACCUCAGUGGCUGUCAGCUGCCUGGCCCCAUGGUGGAACCUCUCUGUUCAGCCCUGAAGCACCCUAAAUGCUGCCUAAAGACCCUCAGUCUGACCUCUGUGGAGCUGACUGAAAACUCACGGAGGGACCUUCAAGCUGUGAAGGCAUCAAAGCCAGAUCUGGACAUCAUAUAUUCAAAAUGAGGCACACAUCUCAGCCUCUGAAGGGAUAAAGCAGUGUCUUCUGAGGCCCUGGAGUCCAGGACAGGAUGGAAGAUGCUGUAGCCAAAGUCCUUCUGAAUAUGUCAUCCCCAUUCAAAAGCAAGAUGCCAGCUUCUCCCUCCUGGCAAGUCUUUCAAUCCAAGAAGCCACAGAAGGGCAAGCAAAAGACCCAAGUAGCUAUAGGCCCUUGAUAAUCCUGAACAGGCCUGGCCCAUGCCCUGCCCUGGAUGCUCUGAGAUUAGUCUUCCCUCAGCCCGACAACCACUGAUACCUUCCUUUCUGGGCUCACCAUUCUGUCCCUUGAAGAUAAUCCCAACAGUAAUAGAAGCAUUCAGUAACAGGGCAUGUUGUUGAAUGAUGUCACUCAUCUGUGAUCUGGCUCCCAGCUGUCAUAUGGGUGGAUGUA